AUGAUUCAUUGACAUUUAAGGUUAGAGUUGAGUGUCGGAACUUUUUGUAAAUAAUUUUCUUUUCCAGACGUUUAUAGAAGCAAAUUGCGUUUUGUUUGUUUACGAUUGGAGAUUUACAUAACUGAAGAUUCGAUAGUUUUGAUGUUUUUAUUUCUAUUUUUCGUUGGUGUUUUUUGUGUUAACGCAAAUAAUUGCAAAGCUUGAAGAAAGAAAAAUGAGCGACGAAGAAAAAGUUAAUCAAAAGGUGGACGCCGAAAAGCCAACGCAAGAGGAAAAAGAUAAAGAUGAGACGGAUCAAUUGCAAUUGGUCGUGGAUUCGGAAUCAAACGAUGGUCCGACCAUUGCAAAAAUGGAGGAUGUUAUCACCAUUGAUCCGGAAUGCGAAGUGUUGGACUUAAAUCAUAGUCGAAUUGGUAAAAUUGAGCAUCUCGAGCAAUUGGUGAAGUUGGAACGCUUGUACUUGCGUUGGAAUUUAUUGAAGAAAAUCGAAAAUUUGGACUCACUCACGCGACUCGUUGAGCUCGAAUUGUACGAUAACCAAAUUACCGAUAUUGAAAACUUGGACCAGCUUGUGAACUUGGAAAUAUUGGAUCUCAGCUUUAAUCGAAUCACGGAAAUAAAAAACUUGGAUAAACUGGUGAAAGUGGAAAAGCUGUACCUGUGCGCCAACAAAAUCACCAAAAUUGAAAAUUUGGAAAAGAUGACCAACUUGACAAUGCUCGAACUGGGUGAUAACAGGAUUCGCAUAAUUGAAAAUCUGGAUACGCUAACCAAUCUGACGCAGUUGUACUUGGGAAAGAAUAAAAUUAAGAAAAUAGAGAAUUUGGAUAAGCUAGUGAACUUGGAACUUUUGUCAUUGCAAGCGAAUCGCAUUGUCAAAUUGGAAAACUUGGAUAAACUGGUGAAUUUGACCGAUUUAUACGUAUCAGAGAAUGGAAUUGAGAAGAUCGAAGGACUUGAACAGAAUAAAAAGUUGGAAACAUUCGACAUUGCCAAGAAUCGUAUAAAGAUCAUUGAGAAUGUUGAUCAUUUGGAAAACCUGGAAGAAUUUUGGGCCAACUCAAAUCAAAUCGCCGAUUGGAAAUGUGUGGACAAUUUGCGGAACAACAAAAAAUUGGCCACAAUAUACUUGGAACACAAUCCACUUGCAAAAGACGUCCAGUACCGCACAAAACUUAAACUAUCAUUGCCCACGCUCUGUAAAAUCGAUGCAACACUAUGCAAGUAAUUUAUUAUUGUAUCACCGUAUCCCUCUGCCGUUAUCAAACAAACACUUGGGUUAAGAUCAGCAGUAAUGGAGAUUAUCUCCCCCAAAAUAAUGAGAAAAAAUCCAUCAUUAAAUUGUCAUAACAAAGUGUAUUUCCUACUAAUGAGCAUCAAAAUAAACUAAAAAUCA
This is a messenger RNA of Sitodiplosis mosellana (orange wheat blossom midge), 1396 nucleotides long. It is a transcript of the gene sds22, whose product is annotated as protein phosphatase 1 regulatory subunit 7. Bases 215 to 1228 code for a protein of 337 amino acids. The record is from RefSeq and is a predicted model, not a curated record. The transcript has 5 exons. Gene Ontology annotation, molecular function: protein binding. NCBI's taxonomy places the organism in Eukaryota, Metazoa, Arthropoda, Insecta, Diptera, Cecidomyiidae.